Trichobilharzia regenti is the source of this 896-nucleotide messenger RNA. Lineage: Eukaryota; Metazoa; Platyhelminthes; Trematoda; Strigeidida; Schistosomatidae. The record is from the annotation of a GenBank genome assembly.
AAUAUGAUUCGCAGAGAGAACUCUAUUUGUCAAGGAAUCCCGAAACAACCAAUCAGAAGCCUGCGUUUGUCUACCUAAACAACCAAUCAGAUGACUGCGCUUGUCUAUAAUAAUGUAGUUGAAAGAUGUAUAAAUACGUGUUGAUUUUCGUAAUAAAACGAUCUGUUGCCUGGCCCUUGUCUUCUGUUGUUACAUUUGGUGUCGCUGCCUACCGACAAAUGAAAAGCCUAUACCCUGCAGUUUUUGAUGGAGACAUAUGGAUCUUCGGGCAGGACUUCAAGGCUUCUGCGCAGUUGAGUGGCGUUCAAGAUCUGUCAGCGAUGGAGCUGCUACUUGAGACGCUGCUGGGAGGUCGGGCGAAAGCAGCAUAUGAAGGUGUGGGCCGAAGUAUGGACGAAUGUUCGACAGGGUCAGGCAAACAGUUUCCAAAGUGGGAAGGACCAUAUAUGGUCACUUCGAGAUGGGGUUACGCAGACACAGUCGCAAUGGCGAACAAUGAGAGGCGCGUGAACGUCAGCGAGCUCCAGAAAUGGAUACAGCGAGACAAGCCAACGAUGACGCCUGCACCAAGUAGAUCAAGCCGACUUCAGUCGCACGUAUUUGACGGGGGGACGAGUGUGGUGAGAGCAGGCUGCUAGCCGAUUGGUUGGCACUAAUCUACGUUAAGGUCUAGGUCACUAAUAUGGGCCGUGAGAAAAUAUGAACAAGCCUGAGUCAACAACCAAUCACAGCAAAGUUAACGUGGCAGAAUAUGAUUCGCAGAGAGAACUCUAUUUGUCAAGGAAUCCCGAAACAACCAAUCAGAAGCCUGCGUUUGUCUACCUAAACAACCAAUCAGAUGACUGCGCUUGUCUAUAAUAAUGUAGUUGAAAGAUGUAUAAAUACGUGUUGAUUUU